Maylandia zebra (zebra mbuna) is the source of this 1581-nucleotide messenger RNA. RefSeq lists its product as uncharacterized. Gene Ontology annotation, molecular function: protein binding. The record is from RefSeq and is a predicted model, not a curated record. NCBI's taxonomy places the organism in Eukaryota, Metazoa, Chordata, Actinopteri, Cichliformes, Cichlidae.
CGUACAUAAAUAGCUAUGGGUGCUUACAGUUGAAACAUUUAAACCAAGACACGCAGUGGACUCGGCGGACGAGCGGACUAUCUUUUGGUCGUCAACCAACCAAAGCCGGACCUAUAAAACUUUAAAGCUCGCUCAAACCUUUUAUUCUGAGAAGAUAAAAGCUGCUCAGUGUGAACUUUUUGACCGAAGCUCAAGCGACCCUACUGCGGAUUGAUGGGACAGCAAGCCAAAGACGUGGACGUUGAAGCGCUUCAGGAAAGAAGCCCUCAGCGUGGAAGGUGCCUGGACAAUUUUUUAGUCAUGUCCAUCAGCUUUCUUUUUGUGGCAACCACAGCUCUUGCAGUCGGAGGAGCGAUGGUUGUGAUGGAACUGCGGUCGGACAUGAAGUCCUUGAGUUCGCCCCCAUCAGUUGGGACGCCGCAGAAGCAGACGGGAGACGCAUCUUCCCCAGCAUAUAAGAUGGAGAAAUUUUCCUAUUUACAAGCCGCCAACUCAAAGUUGGAAAACUCCACCAUGCAAUGGAAAUCCAUCUCAUAUGGUAAACGGACAUCUGUAGGAAGCAACUUUGUCUUCGACCCAGAGCGGCAUUCACUGACGCCAGUACAAGAUGGAGCCUACUUCAUGUAUGUUGAGCUAAAUUUCACCUGCACUUCCAUAUGCAACGCGGGUGUUCUCACGGUGAAAGUAGGUGAUGAACUUACCUGCAAAGUGGAGCUUCCAGCAGGUAUACUACCUGUGAGCAGGAAAUGCUGGACUGUUGCUCAACUAAAAAACCAGGGAAUGCUCACUCAGAUGACAGUACAGAAAGGCCUAGAAGACUGGAAACUGGAGCUGCAAAGCUCAGGAUUUGGAAUUUUCCUCAUAGACCCAUAGAUGCACAUGCUGGAGUGCUACUGCUGUUAUCUAGAAGUAAAUGGACCCGAGACACGUGGGUUGUAACGAGUAAGAACAGAAGUCUGUUUUUUCAUAAACCCACAUAGUUGAAAACGGACAGGCUUGGGUGCCGUUUUUCACAGCUAAGACGAGCUUCCUUGCAAAGGUUCUAGGAGAAAGAACCUUAUGAGACUCAAGAAAAGCUGCAUUUGUGAUAAUGCAAAGAGAAUAUGGAGAGACUAGAAACUUGCCUCAUUGUAUGUAAUUAUGUAAAAAUGUUUCUCUGUAUAUUUAUUUGGUGAUAUGGAAUUAUUUAUGUACUUAUGUUGCUUUUAUUUAUAACUUUUAUUUAUAGAAAUGUUUAUAUUUUGUAUAGGAUUUUUUUUAAAUGUACAGUAGAUGUCACUACACUGAUAUUGAUGUGCAAUAUACAGAUUUCAAGUUGUCAUUAGGCCUCUGCAACCACAAUAAAAAAAAACCCUUUCAGGGAUGCAUUUAGUUCUUCUGUUGUUAAUCUGUUCUUGGAAGCAAUGAGUAACCAAGUGAUGAGUGAGAUUGUGCACUUAUGCAGAAAAAAAGUCAGAGUUAAUCAAAACAUAUCCAGAAUUUCUAAAACAUUCAGUUUAUUUGUUUAUUAAUUACAAUUAAGUGUAAAGACUCAACCUAAGAAAUUGUUUUGCUUUUAAAAGAUGUCUAAGUCCUGUGGAC